Molecule: messenger RNA, 900 nt
Organism: Alternaria atra
Lineage: Eukaryota; Fungi; Ascomycota; Dothideomycetes; Pleosporales; Pleosporaceae
Exons: 4
Coding region: 1-900 (299 amino acids)
Source: RefSeq, a predicted model, not a curated record
AUGAACUACAUCUCAAACCUCGUCAACUCGGACGGCAUAAUCAAUCCUCUCAUCGACAAUGGAUACCUCCCGCAUGCUGCGAUCCGCCUAGGGAUCCGGCGCCAACUAGCCGACCGUCUCUCCUCCAUCGCUACGACAUCGCUCGAAGCAGGCUAUGAGUCCAAGAUGAAAUAUGUCGAGCUGCUGAGAGAAAGACCCAUCGCCAUUGAAACAGCCAAAGCAAAUGAUCAGCAUUACGAGGUGGGGACGCAGGUGUUGAAGGGUAUGUUGGGCCCGCGGAUGAAGUAUUCGGCUUGUUUGUAUGAGAAGGGUGGGGAGACGCUGGGUGAGGCUGAGAUCAGGAUGAUGGAGUUGUAUGUUAAGAGAGCUGGGCUGAAGGACGGGAUGACGGUGUUGGAUCUAGGUUGCGGCUGGGGCUCCCUCUCCCUCUACCUCGCCGAGGUCUUCCCCAACAGCUCCAUAACCGGCUUCUCCAACUCGCGCACCCAAAAACUGCACAUCGACUCGGUCGCCACGCAAAAGGGCUUCAAGAACCUUCGCAUCGUGACGGGCGACGUCGUGGAUUAUGAAUUCGAAGCUGUGAAAUACGACCGUGUCCUCUCCAUUGAGCUCUUCGAACAUAUGAAGAACUACUCUCUACUCAUGGCAAAGGUCAGCCGGGCGUUGAAACCUGGUGGAAAGCUGUUUGUGCAUAUCUUUGCGCACAAAGAUACGCCGUAUGAUUUCGAAGGUGGAUGGAUGACGGAGCAUUUCUUCACCGGAGGCACGAUGCCUAGUGCAGAUCUUCUUUUGUUCUUCCAAGAUGAUUUGAAGAUCAAGAGGCAGUGGUGGGUUAGUGGUAUGCAUUAUAGGGUUGGUGGAGACGUAUGGAGAGGAGGGAGCGACGACUUGGUGGAAUAG